UCAGGUGAAGCCCAGCCCACCUUUCUAACGCCGCCAGCUAAUUUCAACUCCUCCACCCAUUGACUCUUCAUUGAAAAGUCGAUCAUUUCAGCAUUUCAGCAAUUAACAAGAAGAAUAAUAGUCGGUUAUCUAUAAUUUGUUAGUCAAUCCUUAGGGACUUUUUCAAAUCAUCAGCGAACCUUAGACCUCAGUGAUCGACCACCAUCUCUGCGUCUUCUUUUCAUUGAGUUCCUUCUCUCCAAGAAAAGAAAAAUGUUGGAAUCUUUUCUCUUUAACAUAGCCGAAAGUGUUCUUGGAAAGUUAGCUUCCCCAAUUCUUGAAGAGAUUAGCUUAGCUUGGAAUGUCAACGACGACCUUGAAAAGCUUAAGAGCACCUUGUCCACAAUCAAAGCCGUCCUCUUGGAUGCCGAGGAGCAACAGGAGAAGAACCAUGAGCUUACCAUCUGGUUAUCGAAGCUCAAAGACGCCUGUUAUGAUGCUGAGGAUAUUGUUGAUGAAUUUGAGUGCGAAGCCUUGCUGAGACGAUCUACUGAUAGUAAGGUGCGUCGUUUCUUUUCGAGGUCUAAUAACCCACUUGUGUUCCGCUUCAAGAUUGGAAAUAGAAUGAAAGAAAUUAGAGAGAGGUUAGAUGAGAUUUCUGCUCAAAAGGGUAAGUUUCAUCUCACCGAAAGAUUGGUGGAUGAGCGAGUUGUGUACAGGAGGAGAGAGAUGACUCACUCCUUUGUCCAGGCUUCUGAUGUUAUUGGGAGAGAGUCUGAUAGAGAUAAAAUUAUUGAAUAUUUGUUACAUCAUGGUGAGUUAGAAAAUCUCUCAGUUGUUCCCAUAGUUGGAAUUGGAGGCUUAGGGAAGACCACACUAGCUAAAAUGGUGUACAAUGAUGAAAGGGUUGAUAGGAAUUUUCAAUUAAAGAUGUGGGUUUGUGUUUCUGAGGAUUUUGAUGUUACUAGGUUGGCCAAGGAAAUCACUAGUUCUGCUACUGGGAGAAGCUAUGGUGACUUGACAAUGGAUCAAUUGCAGGCACGUUUGAGAAGGAGUUUGGCUGGUAGAAAGUUUUUGCUUGUCUUGGAUGAUGUGUGGAAUGAAAAUCUUGUGAGAUGGGUUGAAUUAAGAGGUUUGUUGGAGGGUUGUGCUAUGGGGAGUAAAAUUAUUGUCACUACAAGGAGUUCAAAAGUCGCUUCUAUUAUGGGCAUUGAGCUUGCAUACAAUUUGCCUGGUCUUCCACACAAGGAUUGCUUGUCUUUGUUUCUGAAAUGGGCGUUUAAUGCUGGACAAGAGAAGCAAUAUCCAAAUCUGGUGGACAUCGGGAAUGAGAUUGUGAGGAAAUGUGGAGGGGUUCCUCUGGCAGUGAGGACAUUAGGAAGUUUGCUUUAUGCAUCUACUGAUGAAAGACAUUGGCUAUCCAUAAGAGAUAAUGAGAUAUGGAAAUUAAAACAGGAGGAAAAUGACAUCCUACCAGUGCUGAAGUUGAGCUAUGAUCAAAUACCUUCUUACUUGAAACGAUGUUUUGCAUAUUGUUCCCUAUUCCCAAAAAAUUAUGUGUUGUAUAGUUUUGAAUUGGUACAAUUUUGGAUGGCUCAUGGGCUUCUUGACUCGCCUGGUGAAGACCAGGAGUCGGAAGACCAUGGGAUGCAGUAUGUGAAAGAAUUAUGGUCAAGAUCUUUUUUCCAAGAUGUUGAGGAUCAUGGUUUCUUUUUCACCUGCAAAAUGCAUGAUCUUGUACACGAUCUAGCUAUAUCAGUAGCACAAAGUGAGUGCUCAACUGUAACCUUUCUCACCCCAACUGUUAAUGAAAAAAUUCGUCAUUUUUCUUUUUUGGGCACUAAUUUGCCGGGCCAAGAAGUUCCGAAGUUCUUACACAAGCUAGAUCGGGUGAGAACCAUAUUUUUCCCAGUCAGAGGGAUGGGACCUAGCAGCGAAACAUUUAUUGACGCCUGUAUAUCAAGAUUCAAACACUUACGGGUGCUAAAUCUUAGUGAUUCAUGUUUUGAGGCAUUGCCUAAUUCAAUUGGUACCUUGAAGCAUUUGAGAUAUCUUGACCUUUAUAGGAAUCGUAAGAUCAGGAAACUCCCCAAUUCCAUUUGUAAGCUGCAGAAUCUGCAAACCUUAAGACUUGAAGAAUGUGAGAAGCUUGAAGAAAUUCCUAGAGAUAUCAAGAACAUGAGCAACCUCAGGUUUUUGGAGAUAACUACAAAACAGACUUCUUUGUUGGAGAAUGGGAUAGAAUGUCUCAGUUCUCUUCGAUAUCUGUCCUUAUUUGAAUGUGGAAAUUUGGAACAUUUGUUUGAAGGUAUGCAGUUCCUCACAUCACUUAGAACAUUGGUGAUAACUUCCUGUGGAAGCUUGACUUGUUUGCCUCACAGUUUAAAGCACCUGUCCGCUUUAGAGACCUUGGUAAUUGGUGACUGUGCAAAGCUUAACUUGAUGGAAAUGGAAUACAAUGAAGAUUUCGAUCUGAGCCUUACUUCAUUGGUCAUUGGAGAAUUACCACAGUUGGUGACUUUGCCCCACUCACUUCAAGGAUGUGCGUCCACCUUACAAUACAUAUACAUUGAUGAUUGUCCUAACUUCACAGCAUUACCAGACUGGACGCGAAAUCUAACAUCACUUAAAAGGCUGGAGAUCAUUAGAUGUCCUGAAUUGUUUUCUCUGCCGGAGGAGAUGCACUGCCUCACUGCCUUGAGAGAACUGAAGAUUGGACUUUGUCCUGAACUACGUGAAAGGUGUGAUCCAGAAACUGGCGAGGAUUGGCCUAAGAUAGGUCAUAUUCCUGAGAUUUUUCUUAAUGGCAUCAAGGUUAAAUCAACAACUAACUAGCCCUGAUGUCUUUGGAUUGACUGGUCUACUGGGAUUUGUGGAUAACUUGGCUCUUAUUGGGAGAGCCAUUCGAGUUAAAAUGGGCUACUGGUCAGAUAGCUUCUUGAUGAAUUCCAGUUCAAAUAACAACUAUCAUCGAUCCUCAACUUUGUUCUUAUCCAAACUAAUUCUAAGUUCUAAAUAUUCCAAACCGGCAUUAUCCCAAUGAGUGAAUAUAUGACGCAUUGUUCUUAAAGGGUUGGGUUGUGCAUAUGCUUGAAGUACCUCAUCAAAUACCAACCAGUGGUCCUGCAAGUAAAAAGAAUGCUUUUUUUUUUUCUCUUUCUUUUUUGAUUGCUGAUAGUGUGGAGCAUUUGAGAAUACUGUUCUCCAUAUGAAUAAGAUUAUAAGUAACUAUGCUUCUGGUGGUUGAUUUCAUCUUAAGUUCAUUUUCUUUUUUUAACUGUUGCAGCAGGUUAUGGAGAUUCAACUGGAAUUGACAGCCAGCAAAAUUUUCCACCACCACCAGAAUUCAGAGUCUUGCAUAUGAUGCCACCUUCUUGUUUGGUGUGUAUUUGCAUAAUCCAUCAUAUUGUGGUUUUACCAAGAAAUAUUGAUCCCUAUACAAAACAGAAAAGAAGAAAUCGGUUCUUUAUAACUGCACCCCAACAAAUUUGAGAGUAAGGUUUAGUUGAGCUGAGCUGAAAUGGAUCGAGUACAAAAGAAAUGUCGAUACUCGAUGGUGUGCAUACAUUGAUAGUCAUACGCAAAAGUUUCUCAUUAUUUCUAAUUUGACGAUUUAGGCUUUUGUCACUGCUAGAAGCCCAGAACUCAUCGUUGAUAUUGCUGUAAUGUAAUGUCUUAUCGUUGAUAUUGUUGUAAUGUAAUGUUUUAGUACCUUCCUAGCAUGAAAAACAUUUAUAGCCUUCUUUUGAAGUUGCCUUGCAAGUUGAGAUCUAGAUGCUGGACCUCCUGCAAUUACAGACGCACGGUCCCUAUUAAUCCUGUUGCAUCUAAAGGCAUAGAUUGAUGUUGCAUGUUACCAUCAACAAUAUGACAACAUGAAAUUAUUUGAAAGUGAAAUAUCAAUUCAAAAGAAACAUGAUAAUAGUAUCUACAACUUUUCUUUA
Hevea brasiliensis (rubber tree) is the source of this 3923-nucleotide messenger RNA. RefSeq names its product putative disease resistance protein RGA3. Gene Ontology annotation, biological process: defense response to other organism. The coding region runs from base 253 to 2814 and encodes 853 amino acids. Gene Ontology annotation, molecular function: protein binding; ADP binding. The record is from RefSeq and is a predicted model, not a curated record. NCBI's taxonomy places the organism in Eukaryota, Viridiplantae, Streptophyta, Magnoliopsida, Malpighiales, Euphorbiaceae. The transcript is spliced from 2 exons.